UCUAACCUGCCACUGACACCUCCCAGUCAUUCAUCACCACCACGACCGCAUUCCGCGCAAACUUCCAUUCUCGACAUCCGCCUCAUCCGCGCUGUCCGCCGACUUCCAGUCCUCCAUCUUCAUCGACCCUCCACGUCGCGCUUUCAAGCUCCUCACCCUCACCAUGUCUGACUCUGCUUUCACAGAGGCCUGCCCGGUCUACGCGCCGUUCUUCGGUGCCAUGGGCUGCACAGCCGCCAUCGUCUUCACCUGCCUCGGCGCCUCGUACGGUACUGCCAAGUCCGGCGUUGGUAUCGCCGCCAUGGGUGUCCUGAGACCUGAUCUCAUUGUCAAGAACAUUGUUCCCGUCAUUAUGGCUGGUAUCAUCGGCAUUUACGGUCUCGUCGUUUCCGUCCUGAUCUCGGACGGUCUCAAGCAGCGCCUCCCUCUCUACACUGGUUUCAUUCAACUCGGUGCCGGUCUUGCCGUCGGCCUUGCCGGUAUGGCCGCUGGUUUCGCCAUCGGCAUUGUCGGUGACGCUGGUGUCAGAGGCACUGCGCAACAGCCCAGACUCUUCGUCGGCAUGAUUCUUAUUCUCAUUUUCGCUGAAGUCCUGGGUCUCUACGGUCUGAUUGUCGCCCUGCUCAUGAACUCGAAGGCGACCUCUGACACCAGCUGCUAAGCGAUCUGCUUGGCAAUCUCGAAGCGACGGAGUAACUCGUACCAUCUACACGGCUAACGACGACUUGACAAGCAACGCGUUGUUGACCGGUACGAGAGCUUGCGUGCUUCGAACACGACGAGUCGAGCCUGCGAAGCUACUAGGUCCACCUAGCUGAUUUGGGGGCUCGACUAAACGAUGGAUUCCCACAGGCAUGGGUGGCUGGCAGACUGUCCCAUGCGGAGUACAAGAAUGCAUCCUGGGAUUGGAUGUUUCGUGUCUAAUGAUUGGCAAAAAUCUCAUGUGUACUAGUGCUGCUGCAUCAUAACUGUUUCUGCUUCAAGACGACUUCCUCAUGAUAGACUAUCAGGGUUGGGGAGGGCUGUACUUUAGGCUUGCAAUUCCAAGUUGACUCAUUUCCCUCGAAC
Molecule: messenger RNA, 1068 nt
Organism: Microdochium trichocladiopsis
Lineage: Eukaryota; Fungi; Ascomycota; Sordariomycetes; Xylariales; Microdochiaceae
Product: vacuolar ATP synthase 16 kDa proteolipid subunit
Exons: 4
Coding region: 164-661 (165 amino acids)
Biological process (GO): proton transmembrane transport
Cellular component (GO): proton-transporting V-type ATPase, V0 domain
Molecular function (GO): proton-transporting ATPase activity, rotational mechanism
Source: RefSeq, a predicted model, not a curated record